Messenger RNA from Drosophila subpulchrella, 3422 nucleotides. RefSeq names its product metal transporter CNNM2 (gene uex). Gene Ontology annotation, biological process: transport; magnesium ion homeostasis. Gene Ontology annotation, molecular function: transmembrane transporter activity. The transcript has 8 exons. The record is from RefSeq and is a predicted model, not a curated record. NCBI's taxonomy places the organism in Eukaryota, Metazoa, Arthropoda, Insecta, Diptera, Drosophilidae. Bases 256 to 2943 code for a protein of 895 amino acids. Gene Ontology annotation, cellular component: plasma membrane.
AUUUUAUUUAUUCCGCGGUCAUACUAAAGAGAACUUAUAAGAGCGAAUAAAAUGUAUGGCGAAUAAAAGUAUUUAAGGAACACGCAAUCUCUUUAUUAGGAAAAAAAUUAUGUGGGCUCUGCUGUAACUGUGAAUACCUUUUUUCAAUUUUUAAAAGUACUUAAAUUUAUCCCAAAAUUGUCGCAAAAUUUUUCAAACUCAAAUCAACUUUGUUUUGUGUUAAUCAGCGUGAACAGUAACUCCCAAGAGCGUGGUAUGGAAAGAAGUAAACAGUGUUUUUUCAAGUGUCAGAUGCCGACUAAAUGGGCUAAACAAUUUAAAUUUACCAAAACUGUUAGUAUCCUGGAAUAUUUGCUUAAAUUUGUUCAUGUUUUGGUACAAGCGGAAAAAAAAUUGGAAACGAGAUUAAAAAAUGAAAAUUUAAUUGCAAGAGCAUGCCGGGUGCUCGGCUCGGUAACAAUGAAAAGCGCAAGUUUCGCCUCUCUUAUCACAAUUAUCCUUUUUGCCAAUGGUAUCAAUGGAACUGCGGUGCACUUAAUGCCUAUGUCGUCAUUACAAAAUGCAGCAAGUUUACGUACACGAAUGACGAUAUCGAAUUCGUUUCGAAUAGUGGGUGUUCGUUUGGAAGCGGACACUGUAGAGACAAAAAACGGCAUACCAAGUGUAUUGAUAGAUAAGGAACAAACUUUUCGAGUUUUCGGUAGCGGAUUACAAAGCAAUACAGAGAUAACGUUUACCAACGAAAAAAAUGAUUAUGGUGGUCCAUGUCUAAAACCAGCUACUGACCUGUUCACCCCGAUAGAAGUCGCCAGUGAUGGGUUUUCAGCAAUUUACUCAGUAAAAUUUCCGUCAUAUAUAAAUGAAUUUUAUAUAUGUGCGAAAACUGCUGAGGAAGCAACAAAUAUAAGCAAAGCUGCAACCACGACACCUUUGGAGCAUCAAGGAAAUUCCGACUGUUUAAAAAUAAAAACGCAUGAACCAUUACUACCUGUAUGGCUGGCCAUUAUUAUCAUUGUAACUUGCUUAUGCUUCUCGGCGUUGUUCUCUGGGCUUAACUUGGGUUUAAUGUCAAUGGACCGCACAGAAUUAAAGAUACUGCGGAACACUGGCACGGAAAGAGAAAAAAAAUAUGCGUCAAAAAUCGCACCUGUUCGAGAUCAAGGUAAUUAUUUAUUGUGCAGUAUUCUCUUGGGUAAUGUGUUGGUUAACUCAACCUUUACCAUUCUGCUGGAUGGUUUAACUUCUGGACUGUUUGCUGUUAUAUUUUCCACAUUGGCCAUCGUUCUCUUUGGUGAAAUUACACCACAGGCAGUUUGUUCAAGGCAUGGAUUGGCCAUCGGAGCCAAAACCAUUUUAAUAACGAAAACGGUAAUGGCAAUAACAGCACCACUUUCGUACCCAGUAUCGCGUAUUCUGGAUAAAUUAUUAGGCGAAGAAAUUGGUAAUGUUUACAACCGAGAACGUUUAAAAGAGCUUGUUCGAGUUACUAACGAUGUAAACGAUCUCGAUAAAAAUGAGGUUAACAUCAUAUCCGGAGCUUUAGAAUUACGUAAAAAGACAGUUGCAGACGUGAUGACGCAUAUAAAUGAUGCUUUCAUGCUCUCAUUAGAUGCAUUACUUGAUUUUGAAACUGUGUCUGAAAUAAUGAAUUCUGGUUAUUCUCGUAUUCCGGUAUACGAUGGUGAUAGGAAAAACAUUGUGACUUUGCUUUAUAUUAAGGAUUUGGCUUUUGUUGAUACCGAUGACAACACGCCAUUGAAAACGUUAUGCGAGUUUUACCAAAACCCGGUUCACUUCGUUUUUGAAGAUUAUACCUUAGACAUCAUGUUUAAUCAAUUUAAAGAAGGAACAAUUGGGCACAUUGCUUUUGUGCACCGUGUAAAUAAUGAGGGCGAUGGAGAUCCUUUUUAUGAAACUGUCGGUUUGGUUACUUUAGAAGAUGUAAUUGAAGAACUGAUUCAAGCUGAAAUUGUCGACGAAACUGAUGUUUUUGUUGAUAACCGUACAAAAACUAAAAGAAACCGAUAUAAAAAAGCUGACUUUUCAGCCUUUGCUGAACGUCGUGAAGUGCAAGCCGUUCGGAUUUCUCCUCAAUUAACAUUGGCUACUUUCCAGUACUUGAGCACUGCUGUCGAUGCGUUUAAAAAGGAUGUUAUUUCGGAGCCCAUUUUGCGGAGAUUACUUAAUCAAGACGUGUUUCACAACAUUAAAACUAAAGCAAAAAGUAAAGACGAUCCAAGCCUUUAUAUUUUCACCCAAGGAAAAGCUGUCGACUUCUUCGUACUUAUAUUGGAGGGUCGAGUGGAAGUUACAAUUGGGAAGGAAGCACUUAUGUUUGAAAGUGGCCCUUUUACCUAUUUCGGAACACAGGCGUUGGUGCCAAACGUAGUGAUCGACUCUCCAACACAAAUGGGUUCCUUGCAGUCUUUAAAUAUGGAUUCGAAGAUUCGACAAACUUUUGUACCUGAUUACUCCGUUCGUGCUAUAUCUGAUGUCAUUUACAUUGCAAUCAAAAGGGUUUUAUACCUUACGGCAAAAAAAGCUACAUUAUUGGAAAAAAGUCGUAAAUCAGGAACAUUUUCAAAUGAGACAUUCGAUGACGAAGUGGAACGUUUAUUACACUCUAUAACAGAAGAUGAAAAAACACCAUUCCUUGUUCCAAAUCAGUAUACAAAGCGUAUAUCUUUAACUAACCCGAGCGGAAAUUCUUCACCUUCGAAUAUGGAUUUACCUCACGACGAGAGGACUAAUAGUGUUAGUAAACACAUUCAUGAUGAACGAAAGCAAGCGGAUAAUGCUUCAAUAAGUAGCAGUUUAGUUGCUUCAGAAGUAGAAGAUCAUCAAAGUGAAGGGCACGAUAACAGAUAUAAGACAGCAGCUUCUAUACCCCUUUUGCCAAAGCUUGGUGAUAUAUCCGAAAAUAAGCAAAGUAAGCCCCAAUAACAGCAGAAAGAUAACCAAAUUUGGAGUAAUAUUAAGUAAAAGUAAUUUUAUUAAAAAUUCAAAGCCCUUUAACAUUAAAUAAAAAUGUCUACCUUACUUUUUUUUUUAUCAUAAUAAGUGAGCUUUCUUACAGUAAUGAAAAUCAAUAAAUACCUUUCCGAUGGUAGUAAAAUAAAUAUAUAGACACAACCUAUAUUUGGUUAUAAUUAUAAAUUUUUUUUCUUUUUUAAUAUAUUGUUGCCUCGUAAAUAAUGUACUUAAAAAGUUAUGUCAUGCCGCUUGUUUUACGUAUUCUUUACUUACAUUCAUUUAGAUGUGGAUUUCAGAUUGAGUGAAAUAUAUGUUUAAUACAUCAGCCAAAUAAAAUGUAAUACUGCUUAGCUAAAACUUAAAUGCGUUUGUAAACACAGCCAAAUUGGUGUAUACCCUGGCAUUUCUUAAAUAAAAAUAUAAAAAAUUGGUUUUUUGUUUGAUCCUUA